This is a messenger RNA of Gossypium arboreum, 1550 nucleotides long. Its product is annotated as pentatricopeptide repeat-containing protein At4g38150-like. The record is from RefSeq and is a predicted model, not a curated record. Bases 101 to 1045 code for a protein of 314 amino acids. Gene Ontology annotation, molecular function: protein binding. NCBI's taxonomy places the organism in Eukaryota, Viridiplantae, Streptophyta, Magnoliopsida, Malvales, Malvaceae. The transcript has a single exon.
UACUUUAUGAAUAGUUUAUCAAUCAAAUUGGACUAAACUUCUCUGUUCGCCUUCUUCCAGUUCUGGAACUUUCUUCUAACUGGGAUUAAUACCGCAAAAAAUGCCAUCCAUGGCCAUGGCUAAGGUAAGAAUAUGUCGUUGCCUUUUUUCAUCUAAACAUUCAUCAUCCCUGUCUUUCUUCAUUAGAAAAGCCUAUUUCUUCCCACUUCGAACGUUUCUCAACAACUCAAACCCCACUACUUCCUCUUCAUUUUAUCUACCCACUGCAACCCAUAGUAGAUUUACAAUACUCUCAUCCCCCUUCUCUUCCUCUCCCCGCACCCCAAACCAUACCAAAAUUAACACCAAGGUCAACUUUUCUCCCCCUGACUCAGACUCUGAAGAUGAACAAGAACAAAAAAACAAUUCCAAACAAGAAUUUGACAAAUCCAAAUUCCGUCCUCCUUACGACCCCUUUAACAAGAAACCGGUUAUCGAAGAAGUGGAAGACCCCAAAAACCUGCAACAAGUGUUCCACAAUAUGAGAGGAGACAGCCUAAUCAACAAUGCUGUUAAGAUGUUCGAUGCAUUGUCAAAAGACGGACUGACCCAUGAAGCAUUGGAACUUUUUUCAGAGUUUAAAGAUAAGGGCCAGAUGCCGGACGUUGUUGCUCAUACAGCAGUUAUUGAAGCUUAUGCCAACGCGGGACAGAGUAAAGAAGCUCACAAAAGUUAUAUGCGGAUGUUGGCAUCUGGGGUUGCACCCAAUGCUUACACUUAUACUGUUCUCAUCAAAGCUCUUGCCGCUGCUGAUGCUAAACAUCUUGUGGAUGCAAAAAAGUAUUUGAUGGAGAUGAUAGGGAAAGGGAUGAGGCCUAAUGCACUUACUUACACGGCGGUUUUUGAGGCGUUUGCGAGGGUGGAGAAAAUGGAGGAGGCCAAGGAGUUUUUGGGGCAGAUGAAGGAGAAGGGAUUUGCGGCUGAUGAGAAGGAUGUGAGAGCGGUUCUUAGAAAUAAGAGAGGGCCAGUAUUUCGAAGCAUUAUGAGUGUGCUGUUUGAUAAAUGAUUAGACAAGUUUUCUUGGUCGGUCUUAGGCUCUUGAAUUUGCUGCUUGUUUUCCUUUUCCCCAUAAUGCAUGCUCAGCCAAAUCUUAGAUUGAUCCCUUUGCAAUCGUAUUUUAUGGUGGCAUAAUGAAAACUGAUUCCAUCUGUUGAAAUCAAGCAAAGACCAACAGGUAAGCUGUCUCUAUCGGGGAUCCUAACCCAAUGGAUUCCCUUAUUUACCUAAUCCGUUGCUAUUUGGGACUAACAAUUUCAGCCGAGCAAUCAAAUAAAAGACAAACCAACACAACAUAUUCCCAUUGUAUCGAAAUCUCUUAACAAUGUUGACCCCUGCUACAAUACUAGUAGAUCGCAAGUCACAUUAACAGAUUCCUCUGCUUGUGCAAAACCAAGAUAAUGGUUUUUCAAACAACUAUUGAGUUGAAAAUUAGAGAAAUACAAGUAUGCUUAAUCAACAAAUAGUCUACAAUUGGAAGACCGGUUUUGAAAUACUCCUUAUUCUUUCGUGUA